Chionomys nivalis (European snow vole) is the source of this 483-nucleotide messenger RNA. RefSeq names its product small integral membrane protein 34 (gene Smim34). The record is from RefSeq and is a predicted model, not a curated record. Lineage: Eukaryota; Metazoa; Chordata; Mammalia; Rodentia; Cricetidae. The coding region runs from base 1 to 483 and encodes 160 amino acids. The transcript is spliced from 2 exons.
AUGGGGGCCCGCCAAUCCAGGGCCCGCCAAUCCAGGGCCGCCAAUCCAGGGCCCGCCAAUCCAGGGGCCGCCAAUCCAGGGGCCGUGAUCAAAUGGAAACCCCAGGCUGCCUUCAACCAGACCCAGUCCAGUUCCUUCUUGCGUGACCCUGUGGAGGGGAGGAACAGCACCAAUUCCACCAGGACCCUGAGGCUGUCAGACGCGGUCAGUGCCACCUGGUACAUCCUUGCCAUCAUCGGCAUCUAUGGUGUGAUCUUUGUCUUCCGGCUGGCCAGCAACAUCCUCAGGAGAAACGAGAGCUCCUUGGAGAACACUUAUUACUCAAACUUAACUUCCGAACUCAAAAGGAAAGGGUUUCAGAGCAAGGUGGCUAAGUGCUCCCUGAUCAUCCACAAUACAGCUGCCCUUCAGCCUCAACAAGAUGACCCAGAACCAAAGGGUGAAGAUGGCAGGCUCCACACGGGAACCCAGGCGGUCCCUUGA